CCCAUCUGUAGGUCAGACAAUGACUCCUGGAGAUGAAUUGCGAACAAUCCCGCACGAAUCCACUCCCUGUCAUAAUGAGUCUUUACUUCAUGUCCUGAAUCAACGGGACAUGGACAAGGUAGAAGUCCGGCAGUCCCUACUGCUACCGUCAGCCAAAAACACCAAGGCAUGGCACACAAUAAACGCUCAGUUGAAGAUCCAUCUCACUCAACAUUUCCCAACCUCAUACCUCAAAAACACUAACAUCGAAGAGACUCUGGACAAACUAGAGAACUUCAUUCACUGGUUUUUCGACCAGAAACCACCACCACCUCCACCAAAACACAAGAAUGCAAAUAAAAACCGUGCAGUGGAAAAACUCCGGGCUCACAGGCGUGAUUUAAAGCGCCAAUUUCGUAAGAUCAAAAACCCGGACGAAGUACCUGCAGCGCUCAGAAAUGAGUAUUUUUCAAUUGGAAAACAAAUCAAGCGUCUUUUGAAACAACAAAAGAUGUACGACGAUCGAUCCCGGAACAAGAGGGACCAGGAUGCCUUUCUCAAGGACCCAUAUGCCUUCGGAAAGAAAUUGUUUCAACCAACCAACCAUGUCAAACCCACUUUCUCUGACACUACCUGCUUUGAGUACUUCCAACACACAUAUGCAGACCAGGAUCGUGCCACUUCGUACGAAUCCUGCCCCAGUGCAGGGAAGCCCCGGGAUUGCACCCACCCAGUCGAUGAGGGGACCCCUACAUGGACUGAAUUUCAGAAUGUUUUGAAGAAGUGUCGCAACACCUCUGCACCGGGUCCUGACAAGAUACCUUACAUAGUUUGGAAGCUUUGUCCCUCCCUUCAAUCCAUUCUUUUCACCAUCUUUGGGCGGGUUUGGGAGAGCAAGAUCAUUCCAAGGCAGUGGCAGGUAGCGUGUAUCACACUCCUGGCCAAGGGGGAGGUGUCUGAUGAUCCUUCGAAAUUCCGACCGAUUGCUCUAGCGAACACGUCCGGGAAGAUCUUUUUCACCUUAGUUGCAAAGCGCCUCUUGAAACAUAUGCUAGGCAAUAAGUUCUUCGAUGGUGACAACCAGAAAGGAUUUAUGCCUGCAAAGGCUGGGUGCUUAGAGCAUACAUCACUUUGUUAUGAGGCGAUGCGUGAUGCAAAGACGGCAAAACGCCAAAUUUGCAUUGCGUGGAUAGAUUUGAAGAAUGCAUUUGGUUCAGUGCGCCACAAUCUGAUACAGUAUGCUCUAACCCACUACAGCCUUCCUUUGCAAUUCAGGAAAUUAAUUUUUUCCUACUACGACAGUCUUUGCGCUUUCGUCGUACAACCACACACACCCACCUUUAAUUACAACAUUGGUGUUUUCCAGGGGUGCCCCUUGUCCCCGGUCCUUUUCAAUAUUUGUUUCCAGCUUCUGCUGGACUCACUUGCAGCCCCUGAAUUAAGUUGCCUCUCCUAUGAUUUUAAAUCUGCCCCUUUGCAAGUGUCCCAAACAGCUUUUGCUGAUGACUUAGGCCUCUAUAGCAAAUCUAGUGCAGGUUGUCAAAAACUCAUUGCGGUCACGGAGGACUUUCUCUCGUGGACCCAAUGUAUGCAGGCGGCGCCGCACAAAUGCAAAAGCAGUGCAGCAAAGCUUGUAGAUGGCCGGUACAAACCUUACGAUCCCUGCCUGACAAUGUCAGGGAGGAAGAUCGCUUUCAUUGACACUGCAGAGUUCAAGUUCCUGGGGCGAAGGCUGCAUGCUGAUUGCUCUGAGCAGACCCAGCGGGAAGACAUCCGUCAACUCACUGUAUCUCUCAUGCAAAAAGUAGAUGGCUCUUGGCUUCAAGACCACCACAAGCUAUGGCUUUACCACCAUCUUGUAGUGCCCAAGCUUUCUUGGUCUUUCCAGGUUCUUGAACUCACACAAGGUUUUGUACGUGAACUGCACUUUAUGUGUUUACCAUUUCUGAAGAAAUGGUCAGGCCUACCUCGAUGCGCAAACUCUGCCAUUCUUUUUAUUGGCAGUCGCAAACGCUUUGGCUUACGCCUCCACUACCUUCCUACGGUGUGGAAAAAGUGCCAGUCCAUCAAAUGGCACAUUCUUCGAUCGAGUGGGGACGCGCGCAUGAGGGCGCUGUACACUCUGCGUCGGAGUAAGGAUGCGAAGCUGACAAAGCGAUAUGCGGCGACAAUAGAGCUGGAGUGUGCAGAGGCAUCAGUAGGUUCAGGGACUCUCCGUCCACCGUCAUCUUCAAGUCAUCGUGCAGGGUUGGGUGCUCCUGCUCCGAAGCAGCAUUCCAAACCCCCGAGGAAGGAUCUCCUUCAAACAUUUGAGGAGAUCAACGCGCAGGAGCAGAUUUUGAGGCUGAAGACUCUUCAGGUGCAAGGCAAGUGGUUGGAGUGGACAUCGGUGAUGUGGCAGGACCUCUCGUGGAAAUCCCUUUUGUACGGUGGUACUGGUAAGGAUUUGAAAUUUCUUCUCGCAUCAACCCUCGACGUGCUACCUUCUCCGACGAACCUACGCCGUUGGGGAAACACCGUAGUGGAUCCGUACUGUAGUUUGUGCCGUACCUGGGCCUGUACUACGCGCCACGUGCUUGGCGCUUGUCGCGUAGCGCUGGACCAGGGACGUUACACCUGGAGGCACGACAACGUACUCGGGGUCAUCGUCAGGAACAUGCGUGAGGAGAUUCGAAUCCGCACUGCUGCAAACACCGUACAAACCGAAAAUUCAAAUGAGCUUGACUUCAUCUCGUUUUGCAAGGCGGGAGAGAAGCCAGUUCGCGUUCAGCCCAGACGAAAGUUGGUUACGACUGAUCUCCUGUCAGCGGCCUCAGACUGGAAACUUCUUGUCGACUCAGUUAGUGCAAAGAUUUCUUUCCCUAGCUGUGUUGCACUUACCACCCUAAGACCAGAUAUGGUUCUGUACUCUACGAGUCGUAGGAUUGUAUUCUGGAUGGAGUUGACAGUUUGUGCUGAGGACAGAUUCAGUGUCAGUAACUCGCGGAAGGACAGGCGGUAUGCGGAUCUGGCCGAUCAAUGCCGAGCAAACGGGUGGCAGGUCGUUUCUUUUUCGGUUGAGUAAGACGUCUCUGCGAAGCAGCUACAUCAUCUGGUUGCGGCGUCAACAAAAACACUGGUCGGAAGAUCCACUUUUCUGAGGUACUGUAUGUGGGGCUCCGUUUAUUGAGGUGCGUUGAAAUUUAUUCUCUUUAUCUUAUUAUUUCUUUUCUAUAAUUUCCCCAUAUGAGUUCCUAUCAGUUGCUGUGAACACCUUGAGUGGAGAGCGCUUGCUCGAGCGUUGAACCGGGUUCUUAAUCCACCAUACCCAGUUCGCAAGGCUGGGCGGGGUUGUGAGCAGGCUUUCAUUUCAUCUUUUCUUAUUAUUUCUUAUUAUUUCUGCUUUUCAUCUCAUUACAAAAAUUCUGCGCUUUUUCUCCAUCUGCGCAUAAAAUCUAGACUGACAACCUGCUUGUUAAAUCAUGCACCUGCUUUCAGGCGUAAAAACCCUGUUGUAGAGGUCUCAGUCCUCAUUUGUUAGACUUACCUGUCUUUAUAAAUGUAACUUACUCUCUCUCUCUCUCUCUCUCUCUCUCUCUCUCUCUCUCUCUCUCUCUCUCUCUCUCUCUCUCUCUCUCUCUCUCUCUCUCUCUCUCUCUCGCUCUCUCUCUCUCUCUCUCUCUAUCUGUCUCUCUCUCUCUCUUUCUCUCUCUCUCUCUCUCUCUCUCUCUAUCUAUCUAUCUAUCUCUCUCUCUCUCUCUCUCUAUUUCUCUCUCGCUCUCUCUUUUCUCUUUCUCAAACAUAAUUGCCAACGCUCCCAUGCACCCGCCUGCACGUACGACGUACUCAUGCACACAUACACACAUUCACAAACAAUUGACACAUUGGGUUGGGGGUUGCCUGACUUCUUUUAGAAAAAAGGAUGUUAAAAGAAUAUGCUCAAUGCUUUCAGUAAUUUAUAUAAUAGUAUGUGAUGAUAAAGAAAGUAAAUUAUCGUUUCUGUUCCAAAAGUGAACUCACGACGGGCGCUAACACCCAGGAUACCCUAGCGGCAGAUGCAGCGCCUGGCAUUGGGGGUGAGGGGAUACGUCUCACAACUACUGGCACGAAUGCCGAGGAACCCCGUUAGCCGCAGCUAUGAUAUGUCAUGAUUGACCGGUUCCAAAGAAGCAAGAGACAAUAGCUGUGCCAAAUCAUCACAUCUGAUCGUCAGCAACUCACACUGCCCACUGGGGGCAGGCGCACAAAUGGCCGACCAUGGGCCGAUGACAUGAGCGGCCACCGAGGCCAACAGCCAGCCCACUGAGGGCUAAAUGAUCCUGCCCACCGUGGGUCGCUAGCAUACUGCCCGCCAAUUGGCCGACGCGGCCAGAAACCUGCUCGCCGAGGGUGCAUGAAUGGCUGCCGAGGCUAACAACUUACCCAUCGAGUGUUUUAAAAGCAUACAGCCCAAUCGAGGGCGCACGAAUGGCCGCGGAGACCAGCAACCUGCCUACCGAAGCCUAACGCAAACAGCCCAACCGAGGGUGCACGAAUGGCCGCCCACGCCAGAGACCUGCCUACCGAAGGCUGAAGCCUACAGCCCAACCAAGGGUGCACGAAUAAGCACACAGCCCCUACGAGGGUGCACGAAAGGCCGUUGAGGCCAAUAACCUGCCCCCCCCCCCCCCCCCCAGCCCAGGGUUAAAGCAAACUUCCGGCAAGGGGUAAAUCGUAGUGCCCAACGAGGGCUAGAGCAUACUGUCCACCGAGGGCUAGAGCAUACUGCCCACCGUGGGUCACUGAUGAUCAUAUACUACCGACUGAGGGCUGAGUCGUACUGCCUAUUGAGCCAGCAAACAGCCACCGAGGCUGAGAACCUACCUGCCAAGGGAUAAAGCAUACUGCCCAGUGGGGGCGAACGAACGACCAACAAGGCCAAGAGGCCAAUUGAGUCAUAUUUCCACGAUUCCUUUUCAAUUUCUCUCUCCUCUCACGGGGAGACUGACAUGACCAUUUUAGGCAUGUGUUAGUGCAUGCGUUCUGUCAGGUGUGCGUGUGUUUGUUGUGGGAAGAGCCACAUUGCUUGUACUCAUUGCCACCUACCAUUCAGUUUGUUGUAAGAACUGGAAUGUCCUAUUAAUAGUAUUGCCUCUCUGAAAGGACUCGACAUGCUUUGAGAGUUGUCAAUGUGUGUGUGUUUGUGUGUGUGUGUGCGUGCGUGCGUGCGUGUGUGCGCGCGUGCGUGUGUGCGUGUCUGCAUGCAUGCAUGUGUACGUGUGUAUGCACCCUCUCUGUUGUACAUUCUCCAGGGCGA
Sycon ciliatum is the source of this 5254-nucleotide messenger RNA. RefSeq lists its product as uncharacterized. Lineage: Eukaryota; Metazoa; Porifera; Calcarea; Leucosolenida; Sycettidae. Bases 20 to 3043 code for a protein of 1007 amino acids. The record is from RefSeq and is a predicted model, not a curated record. The transcript has 2 exons.